AUGGCAAGCUUUUUGUACCAUCGUCCAAAUUUAUGGGACUAUCCAACCACCAAACCAUUCACCCAGUACGAUUAUGAACUCUUUAGUGAUAAGUCAUUAUUAUUAGAAAUGAUUAAGGCAGGAUGUCAAGAAGUUUUCAAAUAUGCACCGAGAGAUAUUAUUGAGGAUAGAGAAUUUGUGUUAAAAGCUGCCAAACUCAAUGGUCUUGUUGUUUUUGGAUCAUGUUUUACCUCAGACAAGGAAAUCAUGUUAGAAGCAGUGAAGAACAAUGGAUAUGCAUUGAGAUUUGCGAGUGAAGAAUUGAAAAAGAUUCUGAAUUGGUGA
Naegleria fowleri is the source of this 324-nucleotide messenger RNA. RefSeq lists its product as uncharacterized. The coding region runs from base 1 to 324 and encodes 107 amino acids. The record is from RefSeq and is a predicted model, not a curated record. Lineage: Eukaryota; Heterolobosea; Eutetramitea; Acrasida; Naegleriidae. The transcript has a single exon.